AUGAUCGUAAAAUCUGUUGUACUGCUCUUUGCGCUGAGUAUUGUAACCCUAGGACAAGGUCAGUUCAACUGUGACGAUGGUUGGACGUUAGGACGCGAGACGACCAAAUGUUAUCAGAUCCUGACUCACAACUUGACAUUUGAUGGCGCUACUUCGGCUUGUCAAAAACUUGACUCAAAACUGGCGACCGUUGAAAGUGCUGCCGAGAAUCAGGCAAUCUAUGAUCUCUGGCGUACUAAACACCGUUAUUUUGGACCAUAUAUUAAUGGCGUUCGGACUGGAUUCGGCCAACUCGACUUUGCCUGGGCUGACGGGACUUGGAUGGAUUAUACAAAUUACGAUAAUGCGGCCAUGAAUGACUACGGCCAUGCGGAAAACUGUUUGGAAAUGCUUGGAAGCGGGCGAUGGAACGAUUUGCCUUGUGGUUCACCCCGUAGUGUCGCCUGCGAGAAAGCGGCCAAUCCUGAUCAGUUCAAUAUUGAUUUAAUG
This is a messenger RNA of Mesorhabditis spiculigera, 489 nucleotides long. The record is from the annotation of a GenBank genome assembly. Lineage: Eukaryota; Metazoa; Nematoda; Chromadorea; Rhabditida; Rhabditidae.